This is a messenger RNA of Helianthus annuus (common sunflower), 843 nucleotides long. RefSeq lists its product as uncharacterized. The record is from RefSeq and is a predicted model, not a curated record. Gene Ontology annotation, molecular function: nucleic acid binding; zinc ion binding. The coding region runs from base 1 to 843 and encodes 280 amino acids. The transcript has 2 exons. NCBI's taxonomy places the organism in Eukaryota, Viridiplantae, Streptophyta, Magnoliopsida, Asterales, Asteraceae.
AUGGAGAUAGUGGUUGAUAUCAGCGGUUGUGCUGAUAAAGAUAAUGUGAAGUUUGUAUCACAGUCAUUCAAGAGUGAGGCCCUUACUUGGUGGAAAGCAAUGAUACAAUCCACGGGAAAGAUUCCCCUCUACAACCUGGAAUGGUCCAAGUUCGUGGACCUGAUAAAGGAGACUUACUGCCCUCAACACGAGGUGGAAAAGGUGGAAAAGAGGGAGGAUGAAAACUCUCAGAAGUCGAAGAAGAAAGGAAAGUUUGGGUUCCAUAAAAAGAACCACCAGGGGUCUGAUGAUAGGCCUGUCUGCAAGACUUGUAAUCGAAAACACGGGGGACAGUGUCGACAAGAUCAACAGGCCAAACCCUGUGGCAUCUACAAGAAGACGGGUCACAAGGCUAUAGAUUGUAAGGAUCUUAAGGACGCCAUCUGUUAUGGUUGUGGUGAGAAGGGCCACAUUAAGACCAAUUGCCCUAAGAAUGCCAAGAAGCCUGGAGAGGCUAAGAAAGGAAAUGCACGGGCAUUCCAAAUGAACGCCAGAGAGGCCGUGAAUGACAAUAAUGUCAUAACGAGUACGUUCUUGAUCAAUGAUGUCUAUGCUAGAGUUCUAUUUGUUUCAGGUGCAGAUAAAUCAUCUGUAGAUCUUAAGUUUAGUAAACUUUUAAACUUGCCCAUAAGAACUCUAGAUAUUACGUAUGAGAUAGAACUUGCUGACGGAACUUUAGAUACCGCAUCUUUCAUUCUUGAUGGAUGUUCUCUAUCCAAUAAGAAUCAUUCUAUUCCUUUCUCUUCUGCCAAUGAAAUUGGCGGGGUUCGAUAUCGUUUUGGGCAUGGAUUGGUUAUUGCAUAA